AUGGCGUACAAUUCGCAACUUCAAAGGUUCCACUGCUUUCUUUGUUACGUUCGUUAUGUGUACAAAUCUGCGAAACAGCUAAAACUUCGCUUGUGUAACGACACAGAUUUAGUUCUAGAGUAUAUCACCUUCUUAGAGGACAAUCGGAAUUUAAAACCUUCCACAUUAAGUAGAAUAAUAAGUGUUCUUAUCGACAUCGUAAAACGUAAUUAUGGUAGAAAUAGCGUCGAUCACAGCACUUUGCCAGAGAUAAUAUUUCCACGGCGCUUACAAAGUCAACUUGAGCAAGAGAACCGACUCUUGUCUGAAAAAUGUAAAGAAGGUAUGUCAAAGCAAGCGCGUACGUUUUACCACGCUAACAUCUUGGACGCACUAAAAAGCUUGCGUUGCAAGUUCGAAGAAUGUUCAUGUCCUCAACAGGUUCGACACCUGCAUGA
Molecule: messenger RNA, 437 nt
Organism: Paramuricea clavata
Lineage: Eukaryota; Metazoa; Cnidaria; Anthozoa; Malacalcyonacea; Plexauridae
Source: the annotation of a GenBank genome assembly